UAUAAAUUGAAGGUGUCCCGGCAUUCCCAGUUUUAGUCUUGCAUUGAGUUUUGUUUACGAAGGUACAAAGUUGAAUAUUUUACGGCACUGUAAUCAUGAGGUGGUUCACAGCCAUCCUAUUUUUAUUCAACCAUUUGCUAAGCCGCGAUGUUGCCGCCAAUGCCAUACAGGAUCGCAAUCUUUUUGCUACCGAGCUCUUUCAAACAAUCGCCGCCGAUAAGCAGCACGAGAAUGUGAUCAUCUCACCUGUGGCUAUACAAACAGCGUUAGGCUUGGCUUACUAUGGCGCCGAUGGCCAGACUGCCACCGAAUUGCAGAAGAGUUUACAUGCGCAAUCGCAAAGUCGUAGUACCAUCGCCAAAAAUUACUACAAAUUGUUGCAUUCAUUUGUCAAACCCAAAACUAUAUUGGAGAUCGCCAACAAGAUUUACGCCAAGGAUGCGCUCGUAAUUGAGCCGGAAUUUCGUGAUGCGGCACGAAAAUAUUUCGAUUCCGAUGCUGAGCAAUUGGAUUUCACCGAUGAACCGAAAGCUGUAGAAUUGAUUAACGAUUGGCUUGCCAAGAAGACGAAUGGCAAGAUUGAACAUGUUUUGGAUAGUAUUGAGCCAGAUAUUAAUGUAGCGCUGGUCAAUGCUAUUUACUUCAAAGCCAAGUGGGCACGUCCUUUUAUGGACGAUGAAACGUCUGAUCGUCCAUUUUGGAUCAACGACAAUGAAUCGGUGAACGUGUCCACAAUGUUCGCUGACAACUGGUACAACUAUGCUGACUAUGAAGAAUUGGAUGCCAAAGCGAUUGAGUUGUUCUUUGAGAAUACCGAUUUGCGCAUGUGGUUCAUAUUGCCGAAGAAGCGUAACGGCCUUAACGAGCUGGAACAAAAAUUGAAGGGUGUAGACUUUAAUGCGCUCGAAAAGCGUUGGGAAUGGAGCAGUGUAACAGUGAAUUUGCCGAAAUUCAAAUUUGAAUUCGAUACCGAUCUGAAGCCGUACUUGCUGAAGCUUGGCAUCAGGACUAUGUUCACAGAUGAAGCAGACUUUAGCAAUAUGUUCCGCAACUCGCCGAUUAGCACACGCGUGUCACGCGUCCAACACAAGGCUUUCAUCGAUGUGAAUGAGAUUGGUUGCGAAGCUGCGGCGGCCAGUGUUGCUGUGGGCGUGCCAAUGUCCUUGCCGUGGGAUCCAAAAACCUUCAUUGCCGAUCAUCCUUUCGUAUUCAUCAUUCGAGAUGAGCAUGCUAUUUACUUUACCGGUCAUAUUGCAAGAUUUUAGGGUUAAGACAUUUGAAUAUUCGUUUUUACGCAUAUAAAAAAAUUAGUUUUGAAGAAAAAAUUAUAAGCUAAGGAUGUGACAUCUGAUUUAGCAUAUGAAUUAUUUAAUAAAUUAUAAAAAUACAUUUUUUUACAUUCGGGA
Molecule: messenger RNA, 1406 nt
Organism: Anastrepha obliqua
Lineage: Eukaryota; Metazoa; Arthropoda; Insecta; Diptera; Tephritidae
Product: serine protease inhibitor 42Dd
Exons: 4
Coding region: 96-1265 (389 amino acids)
Molecular function (GO): serine-type endopeptidase inhibitor activity
Source: RefSeq, a predicted model, not a curated record